Culicoides brevitarsis is the source of this 1656-nucleotide messenger RNA. RefSeq names its product serine protease easter-like. The record is from RefSeq and is a predicted model, not a curated record. Gene Ontology annotation, biological process: proteolysis. The coding region runs from base 715 to 1656 and encodes 313 amino acids. Gene Ontology annotation, molecular function: serine-type endopeptidase activity. The transcript has 5 exons. Lineage: Eukaryota; Metazoa; Arthropoda; Insecta; Diptera; Ceratopogonidae.
GAAUUCAUAUCAAACCGCAGCAUCUACAGAUAGAGAACAAGAAUGUCAUUAACCACUUGUCGCAGACGAGUUUUUAUUUCAUAUAUGGAAUUACCAGGCGUUUUCGCAGCGAUGCCGGCUAUGAGUCAUUUUAUUUGUUUUGGUUUGGUGAACAGGAAAUGUAAUGCAGUACAGACAUUUUUCCAAUGAAGCUAUUUAAAAAUUCAUGUUUUUUCCUUUUCGAGUCAUAAUCAAAGAAUGUCAAUUUAAAGAAGAGCAGUUGGGAACUCCACGAAAGGAAAAAAAUGCGUAAUUGUGUUCUACAAAUCCAGUUUUAACAAGUUAUUUGCGUAAACAUGUGAAAAGAAGAGGCGAGACAAGUUUUCUAGUUGCCUAUCGAUAAUGAAUAGAGAUGUUUAUUACGUCAGUCGAUGCAGUUGGAAGGUAUAAUAUCAAUGCACUUUUGAAAGUUGUCAGUCGUGCAGUUGCAACGUCAAGGAAAAGAACAUAUUUUUAACGGAAAAUAUGCGCUUUGGAAUAUUUUUAUGGUUUCUCGUCUUUAAAAGUAUUCUCGUCACUUCACAAUCCAUGUCGAAUUGAUGGAGUUCGAUCGGAAGAUGUAUCCAAAUAAGUUCCUGUAAUUCCUUGUAUCAGUUGUUGCGAAAGAAACCUUUGCUUCCAGCGGAGAAGCAAAAGUUGGCUCAAAGUCAGUGUGGAUGGCAGAAUAAUCAGCCGAUGGUCUGUUGUCCUGAUCAAAGCAAUUCCGCGUAUUCCGCUCCAUUCACGUUCCCAGGUCAAUACUAUACAACAACAACAACUCCUUCGAGCUUACCUUCAAAUCCAUUACUUCCUCAAAUUGGUGAGUGUGGUCGUCAAACCGAGGAUCGGAUAAUUGGCGGAGAGAUUGCUAACUUAGAUGAUCAUCCAUGGGCAGUUUUGCUGGAAUAUAGAAAAAAUAAUGGAAUUCGUGAUUUCCAUUGCGGCGGUACUCUGAUCAGCAAUCGGUAUGUCUUAACAGCAGCUCAUUGUAUUCAAUCGAUUCCUCCGUCAUGGCGCUUAGUUAGUGUUCGUCUUGGGGAACAUGAUCUCACGCAAAACCCAGAUUGCGAGGGAUAUGGUUACAUGAGAGAUUGUGCAGAUUAUCACCUUGACAUUCCCAUUGAGGAAGUCGUUGUAAACAACGGUUAUAGUCCGUACGACGAUCAACAAUAUAACGACAUUGCAUUGAUUCGAUUAGCGAAAACUGUUAAAUUUACGGCUUUUGUGAAACCGAUUUGUCUUCCAAUGGACAAUGAGUUGAAGGAAAAAAGUUUAGUUGGAGAUCGUAUGGAAGUUGUUGGAUGGGGAAAAACUGAAACAAGAUCCCAAUCAAAUAUAAAGCUAAAAGUCAAGAUAAGAGGAGUCGAUUUGAAUACCUGUUCAGCCAGAUUCCAACCCGUACGAAGAGUCAUCGAUACUCAAGUUUGUGCUGGAGGCGAUCGUGGCAAAGACUCAUGUCGAGGAGAUUCCGGAGGAGGUCUUAUUGGCACCUACAAAGACUCUCGAGGCAAUUAUUACGCAUAUCUUGCUGGCGUUGUAAGUUACGGGCCCGAUCCUUGCGGACAAGAAGGUUUUCCGGGAGUUUACACACGUGUCAGUCGUUAUCUCGAUUGGAUCGAAAGAAAUAUUCGACAAUAA